Messenger RNA from Phytophthora infestans T30-4, 990 nucleotides. Its product is annotated as phosphatidic acid phosphatase. Gene Ontology annotation, molecular function: phosphatidate phosphatase activity. The record is from RefSeq and is a predicted model, not a curated record. NCBI's taxonomy places the organism in Eukaryota, Oomycota, Peronosporomycetes, Peronosporales, Peronosporaceae. The transcript is spliced from 4 exons. Bases 1 to 990 code for a protein of 329 amino acids. Gene Ontology annotation, biological process: phospholipid metabolic process.
AUGACCUGCAACACCAUAGUCAAGUCCUUUGAGCUCGAGCGUGGAUCAAAUGAGUUCGUGUCGGUGACGACGCCCCCGCCAGCGACCGUCUGGAAGCCCCAUGAGGAGGACGACGCGAGCUCAAACCGCCCUAAACGAUGGCUGCGGUUACUGAACGAAUACCGUGUGGCCGAGUACGGCUCUACACUUAUCAUGCUCCUCGUCGCCAAGUCCUUCACGCUGAUGGCCGUCAACGACCGUCCAAUUCCGAAAAUCGAGAUCCGACUGAACUCCACUACGAUACUUUAUGCACGGGACCCGACGGUGGACGAGAAGAAGCUGUACGAACAAGUGCCAAUGUGGUCUUUGAUUGUGUUUGGCAUCGGCAUUCCGAUCCUAACCAAUCUGCUGCUAAAUUUCGUGCUCCCCAAGUUUCGUAACAUCCGUGUGAUUCCUCACGACGUCCGCGACUUCCUCUUGAGUCUUGCUCAAGGCGUAACGAUGUCCACGUUGCUCACGCAGUUUACGAAGCACGUAACGGGUCGUUUCCGUCCAAGCUUUUACGAUAUGUGUGGAUGGGACUACGACGCGGUGUGGGACGGAGUGACGAACCUGUGUACGGAUGCUGCUGGGGAGAAAGAGGGUCGUAAGAGCUUCCCAUCCGGCCACGCCUCCUUCGCCUGGGUGACGAUGCUCCUGCUCACGCUUUACUUGCUUGGACGCUCGAGACUUAACUGCUCACAGCGCAGCGAGUCGGCGAUGCGAGGCGGAAUGAAAGCACUGAAGCUGUUUCUUUGCUUUGUUCCCUGCUUAGCAGCGUCGUGGGUCGCCAUUACUCGGUCAAUUGAUAACUGGCAUCACUACAGUGACAUUGUGGCGGGCAGCAUCAUUGGUGCCAUCUCUGCUUGCCUCGCCUACAGCUACAACUAUGGGUCUAUUUUCUGCUGGAAGUACGCUGGCAUGCCAUGUGAAGCAAUCCACGAGAAACUCAAGGUACGAUUACAGCUUUAA